AUGCUAAGAUCAGCCUUCCCUCUCGUCUUCCAGUUGCCGCACAGGAAACCGCCCCCAAUCCGCCCACCCCGCCCACAACCUGUUCGUCGGUAUGCCUCCCCCGCCGCCGCCGCCGUCCCGCCGCCGCCUCCUCCGCCACGGCCGCUCCCCCCUGCAUCCGCCUACGUGCACCUCCCCUUCUGCCGCAAGCGCUGCCACUACUGCGACUUCCCCAUCGUGGCGCUCGGCUCCUCCGCGGCCUCCCCCGGCGGCGCGGGCGACGGCGAGGACCCUCGGAUCGCCGACUACGUGCGCCUCCUGCUCCGGGAGGUGGCCGCCACGCGUCCCGUCUCCGACGACGGCGUGCCGCUGCAGACCAUCUUCUUCGGCGGCGGCACCCCGUCGCUGGUCCCGCCGAGGCUGGUGGCCGCGGUGCUCGACGCGCUGCGCGGCCGGUUCGGGCUGUCCGCGUGCCCGGAGGUGUCCAUCGAGAUGGACCCCGGCACGUUCGACGCGGCCAAGCUGCGGGAGCUGGUGGGCGUGGGCGUGAACCGGGUCUCGCUCGGCGUGCAGGCGUUCCAGGAGGAGCUGCUCCGGGCGUGCGGCCGCGCGCACGGCCUGCGGGAGGUGCACGAGGCCGUCGGGAUCGUGACCGGCAACAUGGCACCACGUCCCAGCUAUACGCCUGGUGUAUUUCCUCUCCCAAAUGAGACAGACUCUGCGAACUUCUACAAGAUAGCUUCGAAACGGCUUUCUGAAGCAGGAUAUCAACACUACGAGAUCAGUAGCUACUGCAAGCCUGGUUACGAGUGCAAGCACAACGUAACAUACUGGCAAAACAGGCCGUUCUAUGCGUUUGGCCUUGGAUCAGCAAGCUACAUCAACGGUGUCAGGUACUCGAGGCCCAGAGGAAUGAAGAACUACGCAGAUUGGGUUCAGAAGCUGGAAGACGGCACCUGGUGCCAUGAGUCCAGCGUCUCCGAGACGAAGGAUAUGGCUAUGGACUCGGUGAUGCUAUCACUGAGAACAGCUCGCGGGCUAGAUCUGCACAGUUUCAGUAAAUCUUUUGGAGAGGGCCUGACACGGUCAUUGUGUGAUACGUUCAGGCCUUUUGUUGAGAGUGGGCUGGUGAUUCCCAUGGACAAGGAGCGAGAGGCCCUGCAGUUCAGUGAGUUUGAGUCGGAUUUGGAAAGCGAGGGAGAGAUGACCGGGAGCAGGGUGGCCUUCCUCCGUCUGAGUGACCCGGAUGGAUUUCUGCUGUCCAACGAGUUGAUCUCGCUUGCCUUUGGGACUAUUUCGCCAUGA
Molecule: messenger RNA, 1284 nt
Organism: Triticum turgidum subsp. durum (durum wheat)
Lineage: Eukaryota; Viridiplantae; Streptophyta; Magnoliopsida; Poales; Poaceae
Source: the annotation of a GenBank genome assembly